CAUGCUCUGUUUGUCUGUCGCCCGUUGGUUGUUGUAGUUACAGCUGACAGCAAAGCUGUCCCCGGGAUUACGUUAUUACAUGAUAUAAAUUCGGCGGAGACUCUUUUGUUUAAAGAAUAAAUAAUGACGUGCGACAGUGUAAAACAAUAACUUGUUAAAGUGACCUGCCCUGACCUGACCUGACCUGGUUAGAUAUGUCUACACUCAGAAUGUGGAAAAGCUGACAUAAAGCAGAUUGCAUCUCCAGACAGUGUGCUUGUUAACUGUAGAAAAUGCCAGCAGUGAGACGUGAUAAAGAUAAUUCAGGGUCUUCCUCUGAGGAAGAGGACCCAGAGGAUCACCCUUGUAUAGCGUGGACUGGAAUCAGCAAGAGAAUCCCAGUGUUGCUUUUCCAAGCGGAAGCAAUUGUAACUAAAGAUGUCAGUGUCCGGUCCAUCGGAGAGCGGUAUCAUUUGGCCUACAAGAUUGUCCGAACUGAGAGCCGUUUGGUUCGCAGUAUUUUAACAGUUCAUGGGUUUCAUGAGGUGCAUCCAAAUAGUAAUGAUUUCAAUCUGAUGUGGACCGGAUCUCAUCUCAAGCCCUACCUUCUACGCAACCUUCAAGAGUUUCAGAAAGUCAACCAUUUUCCCAGGUCGUAUGAGCUGACAAGGAAGGACAGACUUUUUAAAAACAUCCAGCGAAUGCAGCAAUUAAAUGGAUUUAAAAACUUCCACAUUGUCCCACAAACCUUUGUGCUUCCCGUUGAGUAUCAAGAGUUCUGCAGUGCAUACUCAAAAGAUAAGGGACCAUGGAUUAUAAAGCCUGUAGCUUCUUCCAGAGGACGUGGGAUUUACCUUGUCAGCAACCCAAACCAGAUUCCCUUGGAUGAGAAUAUUCUUGUAUCGCGGUAUAUCAGCAACCCUUUAUUAAUUGAUGAUUUUAAGUUUGAUGUGCGGUUGUAUGUGCUGGUAACCUCUUAUGACCCUCUCACCAUUUACCUCUAUGAAGAAGGACUGACACGGUUUGCCACAGUUAAAUAUGAUCGAGCUACAAAGAACAUUAAGAACCAGUUUAUGCAUCUGACUAACUACAGUGUCAACAAAAAGAGCAGUGACUAUGUCAGCUGCGAUGAUCCGGAAGUGGAGGACUAUGGGAACAAAUGGAGCAUGAGUGCUAUGCUGAGGUACCUGAAGCAAGAAGGGAAGGACACAACAUCUCUAAUGGCCAAGGUGGAAGAUCUCGUGAUCAAGACAGUAAUUGGUGCUGAACUUCAGAUUGCUACGUCCUGUAAAAUGUUCAUGCCUCACAAGGGGAACUGCUUUGAAUUAUAUGGGUUUGAUGUCCUUAUUGACUCCAAUCUCAAACCUUGGCUCUUGGAGGUGAACCUCUCCCCAUCCUUGGCAUGUGAUGCUCCCCUAGAUCUGAAGAUAAAAGCCAGUGUGAUUUCAGACAUGUUUACUUUAGUGGGCUUUGUUUGUCAAGACCCAUUGCAAAGACAGAGCAGACAAGGAAAAAUUCACUUUGAUCCGAGUUCAAGAUAUCAAGCCUUGAAAGCCCAGCGUCAGCGCCCUAUGUCAGCCAAUGAUGCAGAUAACAAUGAGCCGAAGGAGAAACUGACUGGAAAACAAGGGGGAAGCACUCUUGGACUGACUACAGAGGAGCUCAAGGUUCUACAACGUGUAAAGGAGGAACAUGAGAGGCGAGGGGGGUUUAUCCGAAUAUUCCCAACAGCAGAAACCUGGGAGCUCUAUGGAGGUUAUCUGGAGUAUAAAACAUCAAUGAACUACAUGUUGGCCACAAGACUGUUUCCAGAAAAAUCUGCAAGACCAGCAGCUUCAACAAAGACACGGAAUGCUUUGAAUAGACAAGCUGCGCUGGGAAUGAGUUUGUUUCAUGUGGAAACUGAACAGCAUGUGGUACAGUAUGAACGGAAACUCAUGUCACUGGAGGCACGUAAGAGGAGACGACAUCGCAUUGCAUUCAGGUCAAGACUUGGAAAAAAAUCAGGAAGUACUAAAGGGACCAGAGUCCCUAAACAGAAGAGUACUGAGAGCGAGGAAGAGAGGAGCUCUGACGAGGAGGAGGAGGAUGAAGAGGAGGAUGAAGAGGAGGAGGAGGAGGAGGAGGUGGUGGUGGAGGUGGAAACAGAGGGUACAAAGCAACAACUCAAAGACCAUAAAGAAAAACGGGCAGAACCACCUGCAUCUAAUAACUUGGCUUCCAAGGAGAUCACUCCAAUAAAUGCUGAGCAAAAAACUAAAGGCACGACAUUGAAACAUGAACAUCCAAGCAAGACAAAAGUGAACCUCCUUCAGAUUCUUCAGCAAGGGCAGAAUCUCAGUAAGGUGCAAGCUCGUAUGGCAUUUUCGUCAUACCUCUACCGAGUUCAGAAACGACUUAUUACAGAAUGCAGUGCGCAGGGUGACAGUUCAGCCAUGGCAGAAAGAGAAGAUGAACAAAUGGAGUUGGUAAUUCGUUUUCUUAAGCGAGCAGCCAGUAAUCUCCAGCAGGCUCUGCAAAUGGUCUUGCCAAGCCGACUGCUCCCCCUCUCUGAUAGACGACGCAUCCUCUCUCACCAGCUUGGAGAAUUUAUCCACUGCUACAACAAGGAAACUGAGCAGAUGGUGAAGAAAAUAGAAAAACUAAAGGAGAAUGAACAAUGUGUGAACCCUGACCUAUUCCAGGACUUUGUCACUGAAGCCAGUGAGAGUGAUCUAGAAGAAGUUUUAACUUACUACACACACAAAAACAAAUCUGCUAGUGUUUUCUUGGGGUCGAGAUGCAAAAGUGCCAAACCUGGCACCAGUGAAGGCUCUGGAGAGCAAGCUAAUGAACAGAGCCAGAAGGCUGUAACAGUGUCAAAGGAGGUGGAAUCAAGUGCCUCAGAAUCUUCUGCACCUAUUCCUGCCUGUAAUUCCUCACAGCAGAAGAGCUCUGCCUUGCAUCAUUGCAUAUCAGAGGCCUUAGACUGCAGCCAGAUUCGUAUCCAGCCUCCUCCUCCUUCUCCUCCUCCUCCUCCUCCAUCAGUGCCUCUGUCUACCCAGGCUAUACACGCGGCACCAGCAGCAUUCCUCAGCUCCAACCCUUCUCAGCUGUCCUCCAGAACUUCGUCAGCCACUGUUAUAUCCCACCAUGGCACAAGCAAGGAGGUUCUAUCUCGCUGCAGGUCGAGCAGUUACUGUACUCAAGAGAAAGUUUCUUCUUUACCAAGCGCAAUGCAGAUUUACAGCCAAAAACUCUCCCGGUCAACUUCGGCUAGGCAUGUUUCUUUACAGAGCAGCCCCGGAAAGUCUCAACCUGUCUCCACUGGGGUGUAUAAGGAUGGACAUAACCUUUCCUCCCAGUGUGACACCAACCAAGAAGCCAUUGCAACAGCGCUUCAGAGACUGGCAGAGAAACAGGCUGCCAGGCAGUACUCUGCAUCCAGUCACAUCAGUCUCCUGACACAGCAUUUGAGCAAUCUAAACCUGGCAAAUGGAGCUGUAAACCGAGGAUUUAGUCCUGCAUAUCGGCCAAUUGGUGUAGCAACUGGGCCUCUAAGAGCCGUACAUUCAGAUGCUGGAUUGGCCAAUGGUCUAAGGAUGACGAAGGCACUGUGCAAGCCUCCAAGGGCUGCCAAUCGCACCUCCUAGUUCCUUGUUCAAUUCCCUGCCCAGCUGCACCAGCAUUCUCCAGUCUGCCUUCCACCACCUUCCACAGAGAUGCUCAAAACCUGUCUUAAAGUUGCUCUGCCAGGAAAUUGCUGUUUAAAAAACAAAAUUAUAUAAUAGAAGAAAAACACUUGUUAUAUAUAUAUAUAUAUUUGUUCUUUUUGUUUAAAACUUCCUUUCCUUUUUUCCCCCUUGCGUAUAGGAUGGUAUUUUCCUUGCAAGUGCGCCGUUAAGUGGUGCAAAUUCAUUCUAAGCGAUGUUAACUGCCAAAGCAAACAGCCAUUCUUCACCAAAAAGAGACUGGAAUCUGUAGAAUGUUAGACUGUUAUAUUGAAUUGAGAAGAGCAGUAUAAGUGUAAUACCUGAAUGUGCAAAGGGUAACAUAAAACAAAUAGAUGCUGUCCUUUUGGGUGUGGUGUGUCUGUUAAAUUAAUGGUAUGAGCAUGUAUACCUAAUGUACUGGCAUUUUCCCUGUAGGACUUGGGAACUUGGCCAUUAUUACAGUGAACAAAAACACAUUAUACUCAACCUUUAUAAAAAAAAGAGGUCUCUGUUAGUUGACUGUAUCCGGCGUAAAACUAUUAUUUUACUUCCAGACCCAUAAUAUCUAACAAUUACAGUAACUGGAUUGUUGUAGUGCCAUUAUGAUGGUGUAAUGUUCUGUAAAAAAAAAACAAAAAAAAAACAAACAAAAAAACACAAAAUGUCACUUUUCCACAUCCAGCCAUGAAGCUUUUGUAAAACUCACCCUUGAAUCACACCAUUUUAAUUUGGUUGGUUGUGUCUGUUGAGAGAAAAAAUGCUCUCCUGAUAACUAUCCCACAGCAAUCACACUUUCAAUGAAGACUGGUUUUAUUGGACAUUUCCUUUUGGUUUCAUACCCAAAGACCAUAAACUAACAGUUUAGUGGAACACAUGUGGAAACAGCUGCAUUGCCAGAUGGUGUCAUAAUGUCACACACACCAAAACCUAUAGAAGUGUAGAUAGAUCUACUUUAAACAGGCCUAACUUGUAACUGGACAUUUUUUCUAACAAUAAGAUUGGUAGUAAACUUACUGCUAAGCUACAUUAAGGAGAGAUGCUGUUUGUGAUAAUACAUAUAGUACUAGUCAUAACAAUUAUGGCUAUCUUGUGUGGAUAAAGGAUUUUAGAUUUUCAAGUGUAUAAUUGUCUAAGCUUGGAACUGUAUAUGGAACCAUAUAAAGUGUAGCAAUUGUUGUAAAAUAUACUUAGGAUCCACAUUGUAGGUUCUUUGCUUAGCAAACAGACACAUGUAUAAAAUUCCUCAGCUUUCCUUUUAUGACAAUUGUUAACGGCUGAUUGACAUGCCUCAGUAUCAUCCGUCUAAAGAGAAAUUAUGAUUAAAUUCAUUAUAUAUUUAUAAAUCUGGUGAUUUUUAUUAUGAUAAUUUCCCUCAGAUGUAUUGAUAACCAUAACGUUAUGAUUGCAAAACACUGGUGGAGUGUUAACUGUGUGUGGGAGCUCUCUAUUUUUACAGAGACAUAUGAGUGACAAUGUCUCAGACAGUUUGGCCCAGAUCUUGGAUUCUGUGUUUUUCCAGUCCAGCCCUUCCUUAUGUAUGGAACUGUCAGGGAAUUCCUGGAAUGUCUGGCUUUUUUCUCUUUUUAAAAUGUUUUUAUUUCCAGAAAAAGAUUUUUACUAGAGAAGUUAAUUUUUUAAUAAAUAUUCCAGCAUGAAAAAUGGGGAAACUUUAUAGACAAUGAAGUUCAUUAUCAUUAAAAUGAAAGAAACAGAUCUGUGUGACUCACUUGGACCUCAUGGUUGCUUCCUGAAAGAUGUGCCAUGCUGUAAACUUUGUAACCUUCUUGCUCCACUCAGUUUAACAUUGUUACAGAAAGCUGUAUAAUGGUAAAAGGAGAAAGCUAGCUAGUUACAAGUAUGGGUUUGAGAGAAACAAUGCUGAAUGGCUUCCCGGUGAACCAUAAAGGAAACAAGUUUUAUUUCUUGUGGUAUAAAUAGGAUGGUAGAUUCCAGUCUAUAAUGCACAAUAUUGAUCUUGCUUGUUCCAUCAUCACCAGAAUACCACUACUGUCUGCUCUGCAUGUCGUACAUGAUGCACCUUAUUCGAUUGUAAGUAAUUGCCUGGGUAAUGUACUUAUGAACAAACAGUGGUAAGGAUUCCACUACUAGAGGCUUUGUCUAAUAGGGAAGGAACAUGUUAAACAGGAGAAGAUUUAAUAAAAUAAAAAAAAAAUGAAGAAAUACCAAUAUAGAAUGCUGAGCAAAAUACACACUUCUGCAACUCUCUAGGAAUAUUUCUGCAACUUUGCAACCAAGUGCUUGGUCUGCCAUGUACUUGCCAAGAGAAGUGAAGCAAGCAAUAUUCAUUGUAUUGGUUAUGCAGAAUCUUUACCAAUCUUGCACAUCUUCAUGUACGAAAGUAGGUUUAAAAAAAAAAAAAAAAAAAAAGCACGAAAAAGAAACAUGGUAUACUUUAUUCAAUGAUGUAGAAGGUGCUACUACUUAAAUUUUAAAAUUUGAUACUGUUUCUUUAAUAUACAAUUCCCUGAGUCCCUGCACUGGGGCUGAGGUGUGCCUGCCAAACAUACUGAAACUGUUAAGUGUACCGGCUCUUUAAGAAAACCACAGGGGUGUAGCAUGAUGGGUUUCAAAGAGAAAUGAUCCCUUUUGAAGUUCUGUUUUCAGUAUCUGCCAGGUAUGCUGCCUCAGCGGUUUGGAAACUGUUUCUACACUCAGCUUUUCAUAUAAUCCGCAGAGAGCAGAGGGGAAUUAAUAAAAACAGACAAUAUUGAAUAAAAUCUUAGCACAGCAAGAGAUUUGCAGAGACGCCCUUCAGAGUGACAAACACAGCUUGCAAAACAACGGAUUUGAUCCUCACAUUUUAAUAACCAA
This is a messenger RNA of Polyodon spathula (Mississippi paddlefish), 6503 nucleotides long. Its product is annotated as tubulin polyglutamylase TTLL5-like. Gene Ontology annotation, cellular component: cilium. Gene Ontology annotation, biological process: protein polyglutamylation; microtubule cytoskeleton organization. Gene Ontology annotation, molecular function: tubulin-glutamic acid ligase activity; tubulin binding. The record is from RefSeq and is a predicted model, not a curated record. Lineage: Eukaryota; Metazoa; Chordata; Actinopteri; Acipenseriformes; Polyodontidae. The transcript is spliced from 29 exons. Bases 273 to 3611 code for a protein of 1112 amino acids.